Penicillium diatomitis is the source of this 1809-nucleotide messenger RNA. RefSeq names its product rRNA (cytosine-C5-)-methyltransferase RCM1. Gene Ontology annotation, biological process: rRNA base methylation. Lineage: Eukaryota; Fungi; Ascomycota; Eurotiomycetes; Eurotiales; Aspergillaceae. The transcript is spliced from 2 exons. The record is from RefSeq and is a predicted model, not a curated record. Gene Ontology annotation, molecular function: methyltransferase activity. The coding region runs from base 1 to 1809 and encodes 602 amino acids. Gene Ontology annotation, cellular component: nucleolus.
AUGUCUCUUUACUUUGACGCGGUUGCCAUUCUGACCGCUCCUUCCACGGGAGGCUCUUUCAAAUCUCGAAUCUACAAUGCGCGCAACCUUCGAGCAUCCCCCGCCCAGAUCUACGCCUUGAUUAUCGAAGCCUCAAAAUGGGAUCGCGUCCUGGCCGACGUGAUUGAGAAAUCGGACAUCCUUAGUGUCGAGCGCAAGUUGACUCCACUUUUGGCUCUUCUCCUCGUUUACGAUCACUUGCUUUCGAAAAAGGGCAUUGCCGCUCCUGCAGCCCAUCCCCUCCGUCAAGCGGUCGAGCGACACAAGGUCCGUCUAAAGGCCGAAUUCACAAAGGCGCGUGUUCGUCGGGGUUGUGCCUCGGUGGAGCAGUUCAAGGCGGCAGUCCUGAAAGAGAAGCGCGAAGCCGACGGAUCAAACCAUUUUGUCUAUCCUCGAUGGGUCCGAGUCAACAAUAUUCAAAGCUCGCUCGCUGAGCAGCUACGCACUACUUUUGCGGAUUACGAGCAAGUGGACACAUUGGCAGCUCUGGCACCGGCGGAUGAUAACCGGACGAAGCGAAAAUUACUCUACCUCGAUCCUCAUAUUCCCGAUCUCGUGGCCGUCCCCUUCGGCGCCGACUUUACCAUUUCCCCCGCGUACAAGAAUGGAGAGAUUAUCCUGCAGGACAAGGCCUCCUGCUUUCCCGCAUAUCUUCUUCUGGGCGACCGCGACGCCAACGAUCCUUGGUCAGGAGAUCUGGUCGAUGGCUGCGCAGCGCCCGGUAACAAGACCACUCACAUGGCAUCACUUCUCGCCAAGCAGCAGAAACAGAAGCACGAUCAGCAGGAAACACAGUGGAAGCCUUCAAGGCAGAUCUUUUCAAUGGACGCCAGCAAAAUGCGUUCGAAGACGCUCCAGAAAAUGGUGUCGCUCGCUGGAGCCGACCCCAUGGUGACCGUGCUCCAAGGCCAAGAUUUCCUCGCUUUAGACCCGGAAGACCCCCAAUUUGAAAGAGUUUCCGGCCUUCUACUGGACCCAAGUUGCUCGGGCAGCGGCAUUGUUGGCCGUGACGAUGUCCCUCAGCUGACACUACCCCAAGCCAAGGUGAUCAAAUCUGCCAAAUCUCGUGCGAAGAAGAGGAAGCGCGGCGCGGAAGAGCAUGACGACUCGGAAGAGCCGCUUUCGAGCGUGACAUUAGGUGAACCAAGCGCUGCUCCAUCGGAUGAAAAUGACAUUCCCGCUGGAGCCGUGGACGGUGACCGGCUGACGAAACUGUCAAACUUACAGGCGCGCAUUGUCGAGCAUGCCUUGAGUUUCCCCAGUGCAACCCACGUCACAUACAGCACCUGCUCUGUCAACUUGAUCGAGAAUGAGGCGGUGGUGGCACGCGUUCUCGCGUCGGAUGUGGCCAAAGAGCGGGGUUGGCGUCUUCUUCGACGUGACGAGCAGCCUGAGGGUCUGCGCCGUUGGAAUCAUCGGGGUGUUCGACGUGACCGUGACCCUGAGACCGGCACCGAGCUGGAUGAGAAUGAAUCGGUGGCUGCACUGACGGAGGAGGAUUUGGAGGCUUGUUUGCGGUGUUGGUCUGGGGAUUCCGAGGGACUCGGAGGAUUCUUCGUCGCGGGCUUCGUCCGUGAGGGAAAAGCGAGUUACACGAAAUACGCCAAAAAGGCCACCUCGAAGCCAUUGACCAAGUCCGGGUCAAAAAAAGCCGAGACAGCUCACCUCAGCAAGAAAGCAAAGACAAAAGAGGAGAACGAGGGAACCAACAGCAGCAACAAGGAUGACAAUGCGAACGAAGAUGAGGAAUGGGACGGCUUCUCUGAUUAG